Molecule: messenger RNA, 1842 nt
Organism: Scomber japonicus (chub mackerel)
Lineage: Eukaryota; Metazoa; Chordata; Actinopteri; Scombriformes; Scombridae
Gene: chek2
Product: checkpoint kinase 2
Exons: 14
Coding region: 77-1756 (559 amino acids)
Biological process (GO): mitotic DNA damage checkpoint signaling; protein phosphorylation
Cellular component (GO): cytoplasm; nucleus
Molecular function (GO): ATP binding; protein binding; protein serine/threonine kinase activity
Source: RefSeq, a predicted model, not a curated record
UCCACGUGUCCGGUUUGUUUUCCGGUCCCGGUGUGUGUGGUGCUGCUGCAGAGGUCCGUCUGAUCCGAGCUGGACCAUGUCUGAAGAGCUGUCUAAUGAGGAGGGACAGCCCCAGUCCACCCAGUCUUCAUCCCAGGCCCAGUCCACCCAGUCUUCAUCCCAGGCCCAGUCCACCCAGUCUUCAUCCCAGGCCCAGUCCACCCUGUCUCCGUCCCAGGCCCAGUCCACCCAGUCCCAGUCCCUGUCCCAGUCUAAGUCCCAGUCCCAGCCUGGUUCCAGUUCUUCCAGUGGGCCGACAUCCAGCAGCCAGUCGUCCAGCGGUUCUGGGACACUGAGCAGUGUGGACACCAUCCCUGUCACCCUGCCGUCCGUCCCUGAGGAGCCUGAACCACAACCAUGGGGCCGCCUGCUGCCCAUGGCCCAAGGCUUCAGAGCCCACAACUGUGUGGAGGACCAGUAUCUGUUUGGACGUGAUUCUAAGUGCGACUACGUUCUGGACGAUCCGAACGAACCCGGAUCCAAACGGUUCAGAAUCUACAGCAAGAAACACUUCAGGAUCUACAGAGAGAACAGUCAGGUGUUUGUGGAGGACUACAGUAACAACGGUACAUUUGUUGAGGGUCAGCUGGUCGGUCAGAAGAGGAAGUUUCCUCUUUUCAACAACGCAGUGCUGGCUCUGUCCGAACAACGCAACAAAGUGUUCGUGUUCAUUGACCUGAUGUCAGAUGACCAAUCGGCUCUACCGCAAGAACUUCGGGACAAAUAUUUUGUGACUCAGCGAAUUGGAACAGGAGUGUGUGGGGAGGUGCGGAUGGCCUUCAGCAGGUCCACCUGUCAGGAGUUUGCAGUAAAAAUCAUCAACAAGAAGAACUUCCGAUCUGAAGGGACGGCUGUAAAGAACGCACAAACAGAGAUUGAAAUCCUGAAAAGAAUCAAUCACCCGUGUCUCAUAAAGACGGAGGACUUCUAUCAGACAGACGACAGUUUCUACAUCGUGUUGGAGCUGAUGAAGGGGGGGGAACUCUUCCAGAGGAUCAAGUCUCAGCAGCAGCUUCAGGAGUCCGUCACCAAGCUGUACUUCUACCAGAUGCUGCGAGCCGUCCAGUACCUCCACAGUAACGGGAUCAUCCACAGAGAUCUGAAACCAGAAAACGUCCUGCUGUCCUCUCAGGACGACAUCUGUCUCAUCAAGCUGACAGACUUUAACCAGUCCAGGAUCUUGGAGGAAGCGGCUCUGAUGAGGACUCUCUGUGGGACUCCUCUUUAUCUCGCUCCCGAAGUUUUUACUCACGCAACGACGACCGGCUACAGUUUAGCUGUCGACGCCUGGAGCCUCGGGGUGCUGCUGUUUGUCUGUCUGGGUGGAUAUCCUCCGUUUCAUGAGGAUUUUGGUCAUCAGUCUAUCAGAGAUCAGAUCGUCGGAGGAGAAUUCACCAUGGUCCAGUCCAAGUGGAGAAACGUGUCUGACCAAGCUAAGGACGUGGUUCGGAGGCUGCUGGUGGUUGAUCCCUGUCAGAGGAUGACUGUGGAGGAAGCUCUGCAGCACACCUGGCUACAGGAUGAUGACAUGUUGAAGACGGCUCACAGGCUCAUGUACCCUGAUGCUGAUGCUGCUGCUGCUACUGUUGCCGCGGCAGCGGAGGCGGAGCCCGCGGGGCCCUCGAGGAGGAAACGAGGGCGAGGUGAUGAAGAUGAUGAAGAUGAUGAUGAAGACCACCCGGCCAAACGGAGGCUAACCCCGCCCUCUACCUCGUAACAGACGACCAAUCAGAAGCAGUCAUGUCACAUCUACUGAAACACUGUAAAUAAAGUUUAUACUGUCUUUCUAAUAAAGUUUUUUAU